Messenger RNA from Hyaloscypha bicolor E, 1819 nucleotides. RefSeq lists its product as uncharacterized. NCBI's taxonomy places the organism in Eukaryota, Fungi, Ascomycota, Leotiomycetes, Helotiales, Hyaloscyphaceae. The coding region runs from base 120 to 1706 and encodes 528 amino acids. The record is from RefSeq and is a predicted model, not a curated record. The transcript has a single exon.
CUCACGUCUCCCAAAUCUCUUCACAACAUAUGCACCCUCGAUAGAAACUUCCUUUAAUCGUUGUAUACGCUUAAAUUAUCACCAUAUAUAACCACAACCUGCCGCCGAAUCUCUCCGCAAUGGCGCGCAGCCUCGUCAUCCUCCUCUUCCCAAGCCUCACAUAUGCAUACACCACCUUCGAAACCAACUGCUCUAUCCCAACGAACUCGACCAACUUCGUAUCCGCUAACGGCACAAGAGGUACGAUGGAUAUCCUCUGGAGCUGUCUCUUCACAAUCAUCACCUGCACAUGGACAGUUCUGCACCUCAAUGUCCCCGAACAACGAGAAGACCGCAAUCCAGGCAAAUGGGGCACUAUAUGGUGGGCUAUAAAAAGGGGGUGGACAAGCGCAAAAUGGAUGUUGGUCACAGUUCUCGCACCAGAAAUCCUGCUAGCCAAGAAUGUGGGGGAUCUCAAUGCGGUCAAGCUGGAUUUGGAGGAGCUACAAGACUGGGCAGCUCAGGAUGGAGUACCAUGGACCAGAACCCAUUCGCUGUUCGCAAAUAUGGGAGGGUUUGUCAUUCGAAGUAGUGCACCUGAACGGGCUGUAACUACAACAUUUCCCAGGACCGGGACAGCCCGACAAAAGCCUCUACCUCGAACCAGAGAGACAGCGGGCUGGAAAGCAAAACUCCGCCGCAGAAUGGAAUGGAGAUCAAACUCUGAUGUUGCGUUCGCCCCUCCUAAUGCUCAUGAGCAGAAUCCAGCAGAGAGCAAAGAGCCAUCAACGGCCGAGCUCGGUCUAUCUGCCAAUACAUCCUCCCAACCCGUCCUAAUACACCUCCUAACCCAAGAUAUCGUCCUCCUUCGCUCAAAAGGCCUUCUGCCAAAGCUACCCUAUAUUACGCUAGAAGAAAUAAACGACAAAUCCAAAUUCGAUAGCCUUGUGCGAGCCAUUACAGUAGUCCAAAUAACAUGGAUGGUAAUCCAGAUCAUCAUCCGCGCCUUCCGCUCCCUUGCAAUCUCACAACUAGAGGUCUCCGUCCUUGCGUUCGCGACUUGCGCUAUUAUAAUUUACGGUAUAAAUUGGGAGAAGCCUAAGGCUGUGCAAGUGCCUAUAACAAUCAUCUCUUACCCCGGUCCUUUCCCUAAAGACACUAUGGAAAUUGUAGAAAGAGAUAGAGGCGCAGCAGAAAGCUUCUUUAGCGGUUUAAUAUUGAUAGUAGAACAACUCGUUACCUCUCUAGCCGGUAGCAACAGGAUUAGAAAAUGGCCACUUGGCAAACCCAUCCCCAACCUCUACAACCGCGACGUCCCCUGGAUAGAUCGGAUAAUGGGUAUAUCUGAUCUCGGUAUCUCCCAAGGCGACAUCUUCGGUCUUUUCCUCGGCACCACGGUCUUCGGUGCUGUGCACAUCGCGGCAUGGAAUUUCGUCUUCCCUACGCCCGUCGAAAGCCUUUUGUGGAAAAUCGCUGCUGUCUUAUGUACGACGAUGGGUUUGGUUUUCGGGGUUGUCAUAAGAAUCUUGUUUAGUUUUAAUACUGGCUCGUCGGGGUAUAUAUAUGACACCAUGGUUGUGAUUCAAUUCUUUUCAGUCUUUCUGAUCCCGUUGAGUUAUGUGGUUUGUAGGUUGUUUUUGGUUGUAGAGACUUUUAGGUGCUUGUGUUUCUUACCGCCAAGUGCGUAUAUCGCCACCUGGGCGACGAAUGUGCCGCAUAUUGCUUGAGAUCGAUUGUAUUUUACGGGGCUAUAUGAGAUAUGGAUUCGAUAUUAAUAGGUUUGAUGAUGGAAUAGGUAAUAAAAUAAUACUCAAUAAUAUAACAAUCUUUGAUUUACUCG